AUGAAUAAGCCAUGCCCACCCCACCUCAGAUCAGCAGGAGUCUGCAGACACUGCAUGGCUCAUCCAUCAGGAAGAGUUUCAUCAAAAGAACAAGGCAAUAAAGUAUCUGCAGAAAUAGGAGUAGUAGCAGUAGUCGCAGUUAGUUUCUUGAUUAUCUCUGGUAUCUUUAUUUAUGCAUUAAUGACGAUGGAUGCAUUCGCCAUAGUUUCAGCAUUACGGCAAACCCGUGUCAAAUAUAUAGCGGAUUUGGGCGCUCUAGCCAAAACGAAUCCUAUUUCGGCUAUUACCUUCUCCAUUACUAUGUUCUCAUACGCAGGAAUACCCCUGUUAGCCAGCUUUUGUAGCAAAUUCUAUUUUUUCGCCGCUUUGGGUUGUGGGGCUUACUUCCUAGCCCCAGUGGGAGUAGUGACUAGCGUUAUAGGUCGUUGGGCGGCCGAAAAGUUGCCACGAAUAAGUCAGUUUGGAGGACCGAAGGCAGUUCUUCGUGCACCGGACGCGUAGCUUACCGAAUCAGUUGCGACACCGAUGGGAAUGCAUGCUACGAAAGAUAGGGUCGAGUCUGAUACAUCAACCGUCUACUCAAUAUCCUUAGUAGAGUCCACAAUCACUACACGAGAUGAACCUUGGUUUGGUGAAUUGAAGUUCGCCUUAGGUGUAAUAGGACUCCCAGUUACUGUGCGCGAUCGUAUACUGAGGUGCUCCCCGCCGGUUGUUGGAACGACGGCGAGCCGGGACGGGCCUGGAUUCAGAAAGAUGAAGGGCCCCAAAGUAUAAAUAGGGGGUUACAAAUUCCCCAUCUCAUUGGGGGCGGAAAACGAAUCGACAUCUCGAUGUGAUACAGCCUUUUCUUUUUUAGUUGGGAAAGAACGGCUAAGAGUUUUUAGCAUGUCCACCUCAGCUCAAAAAAUCAACCAAU
This is a messenger RNA of Raphanus sativus (radish), 916 nucleotides long. RefSeq names its product NADH-ubiquinone oxidoreductase chain 2-like. Lineage: Eukaryota; Viridiplantae; Streptophyta; Magnoliopsida; Brassicales; Brassicaceae. The record is from RefSeq and is a predicted model, not a curated record.